GAUGCCCCUCUUAAACCUGGGGCUCUCCAUUUAAAAUCCACUAGUUCAUUUUAAGGUGGUUCUCUGGGCCCUGCUCUUUCUGGUCCACUCACAGCCCCAAAUCUCUCCAGGAAUUUGUGACUAGAAGACAUGGCAGGUCCCUAGGCAGAGGGCGAGGUAGGGCUGAUGGGAUGCAGACCAGGACUAGAGUGUCAGGUUCAUCAUUGGGUGUGACUGCCCAUCCACCCUGGUCCUGGCCUGGGUGCUGGACUUAGGACGGGUCCUACCUGCGCUCCUGGAUCCAGGCUAGUGGGGAUUCCAGGAACUUCUUUAUCCAGCCACUGUGUGUUAGGUACUUGCUCUGGGCCUCACUCUUUCUGGGCAGUGCUGGGGAUACAGUGUGGUCAGGGCAGCCCUGAGCCCUCCUCUCACAGGUCUCUCAGUCCAGAGAUAAUACAGACUUGUCAUCAGAUGGUGACAGCACCAAGUGGUCAGCUGUGAAAGCCUGAGGGUGGGGGGUGUGGUAAGGGAAGGUGCUCCUGGAGAAGGGAAUAAUUUUUUAAGUAGCCAGGAUAGAAGACUUCAUGUUUGCUGUCUCCAUAUAGCCUAGUAUUCUUUCCGAGCAACUGGAGUCAUUUUAUUCCCUCUGGAUAUGUGGUGUUCCUGGCCCCUUGUGAGGGACAAUGCUGGGCCACAGGAGUGCCAAUUGAGUCCCAUCCCUUUCCUUGUAGGAAGUACCCCAGAGCCUUAUGAAUGGGACACAGGCUCCAAAAGGAGGAAGGCUGGCUAGUUUGAGGUCAGGGAUGAGGCAUCUGAAUGUGAGAUGGAGCCAAAAUUGGUGGCUGGCUGGGCUAAAAGGGACCCUAGAGUGCCCCUGUCUGCCUGCUCAGGGAGAGUAGGAGGGGAAGGGCCUCAGGUCUCUGGAAAGUCCCCUUCCUUGCUGGUCCACGUGUUGGGCAACAGCACCCUCUGCUGGCCUCUCUGAGUAAUCUGUCUUAAACUUAGUUCCCACUUCUCUGUGGCAAAUGGGCCUCUAGGUCCCUGAUCCUGACGAUGCAAAUAGGAAGUUAUUUCUCUGCUCCUGUCCACAGUAUCAGGAUCAUUGCACCAGCUUCCUCACAGAUCUCCCUUGCCUCCAGUCCCUUUCCCUCAUGCUUUCCCCCCUCCCACCUGCUACCCGAAGGAUAAAAGAGCUCAAGCUACUUAGUGCGGCUUAUGAGGCCCUGUGUGCCUGACCCCUGGUGUGACCCCUCUGGCUUCAUAUUUUGCUGCUCCCCCUUUGAACUUCAGAUCGAUGGUUCUGGGGGAGUCACAAAUCUCUCAAUCCAAAUGCCAUCAACUCCGCUUUGGAAAAAGCACGUGUACAUGGAAUUUUGCAUAAAUAUUCAAGAGGUUCUCAAAUUCUCUGCAGCCCAAUGGUGGCCUUCAAGUUAGAACUUUUUCAUUCCCUGACCACAUUGAAGUCUUUGCAGUAACCAGAAAAUACCCAUGCCUGCUUUGCCCUCUGGGUUUUUGCCUCGCCUUUCCUACUGCCUGAAACCUUCCUCUUUAGUUCCUGCUCACCUUUCAGGUCUCAUCUUGGAUGUCCCCUCCUCCUAGAAGGAAACCUUCCCUGACCCUUUAGGCUGGGGUGGACAGCCCCAUCAGAGCCCGGGCCACUCAGGGUGGUCACUUGCGAUAUGUCUGUCUACUUUGUUGGUAAUACACCUGAAUGAGUCAUUACCCAUCACCUAGAGCAGAUCAGGACCAGGGUUGUCCCCCUCCACAUCUGCAAAUUCGUAGGGUCCUGGAACACAGUGGGAAGUUCUAUCUGAGCUACCACCCAUCUCAUGCUAGCCAGGGGCUGGCUUUGAUCACAAGCAAGAAAUAAAGCUUAGUAGAUACUCUUUGAGGUGGUGAAGGAAAAAGGGAUGGAUUGGAGUCUAAACCAAAGCACAAACCCUCAAGAGGCUCUGGACGGUGGCCGUUCAACAUUCAACCGUCCAUUCCAGAAGUAAGCAUGCCAGGUUCUGGUGUCCCAGCAGGGAGCAGGUUGACGAUGGUUCAGAUCCCUCCUGAUGGUGCAAUCCAUAGCAGGUCAGAUGGGGGCGGGGGGGGGCGUGGAAGAGCCUCCGGCCCGGACGCCCUUUACAUUCCCGGCGGCGGGCGGGACCUGAGGGAUACACGCAUGCGCAAAGGAGGUCUGCCUUCACCCCCGGAACUGUUGUUUCGGGCUUGGCGGAGCACCGGGCCCCCCGGAGUGUGCUCAGCCGGAAGUUGCCGCUGAGGGCUUGGGCCCGGACUCGGCGGGCAGAUCCUACCGCGGCGGCUAACUAGUACAGAUUUGGGAUGGAGGCCGUGGCGACCGCGGCAGCUGCCAGGGAACCCGAUGAAGGCUGCACACAGCCCAGUACUGGGCACUGGGGGGAGCUGAGCUGGACACCGGCCCCACCCAGACCCCAGGACAAGGCGGAAGCCACAGAGGGAGCCCCAAGGGCCCCAGAUGAUGAUGCCCCCGGGGCUGAGAACACGGCGGUGAGUGCCAUGCUGCACGCUGUGGCUGCCAGCCGCCUGCCCGUGUGCAGCCAGCAGCAGGGCGAGCCUGACCUCACCGAGCGGGAGAAGGUGGCCAUCCUGGGCCAGCUGUACCAUGAGAAGCCGCUGGUGUUCCUGGAGCGCUUCCGCACUGGCCUCCGCGAGGAGCACCUGGCCUGCUUUGGCCACUUGCGCGGCGACCAUCGUGCAGACUUCUAUUGUGCCGAGGUGGCCCGGCAGGGCCGUGCCCGACCCCGCACCCUGCGCACCCGCCUGCGUAACCGGCGCUACGCUGCUCUGCGUGAGCUCAUCCAAGGCGGAGAGUACUUCAGUGACGAGCAGAUGCGGUUCCGGGCCCCGCUGCUGUACGAGCAGUACAUCGGGCAGUACCUAACCCAGGAGGAGCUCAGUGCCCGCGCCCCGGCCCACCAGCCACCCAAGCCGGGCGCCCUUGGCACCCCCGCCUGCCCGCUCUCUGACCUGCUGCUCCAGUCCUACCAGGAGCGGGAGCUGCAGCAGCGGCUGCUCCAGCAGCAGGAGGAGGAGGAGGCCUGCCUGGAGGAGGAGGAAGAAGAGGAGGACGGUGAUGAGGAAGACCAGAGCCCCAGCAAAGACUCGGAGGCCUGGGUCCCCGACUCAGAAGAGAGGCUGAUCCUGCGGGAAGAGUUCACCAGCCGGAUGCACCAGCGCUUCCUGGACGGCAAGGAUGGGGACUUUGACUACAGCACCGUGGAUGACAACCCCGACUUUGACAACCUGGACAUCGUGGCACGGGAUGAGGAGGAGAGGUACUUCGACGAGGAGGAGCCCGAGGACGCGCCCAGCCCGGAGCUGGAUGGGGACUGACGGCCAUGGCUGCCCGCCCCGCCCCUGACUAGGGGACAGCCGCACUGCCUCUGGUGCCAUCCCAGCCGACUCCCUGCCCCCUCUGUGUGCGGGAUUCCCUACCUUCCCCCCCUACUCUCCUCACCCCACUCCGCCCCUGUCUCUCGCUGUUUGUCUGGCUCACUCGCUUUUUCUCCCUGCUUUUCUGUCUCUUGCUUUCUGCAUCCAUCUCCCUCUCCCUGCACCUCUUUCCUCUCUGCCUUUCUGUCCCCUUCCCUGCGCCUCGGCCUCUGUCCCCACGACAGGGCCCAGGCUGAACAUCAUCCCCUUGACCAAGGCCAACGGGCCCUUUGUAGCUGGAACUGGCCAGGUCGACGGCAGUGCCCAGCGUGGGGUCCGGGUGAGCCCCCGGCUUCACCCCCGGCCUCUGCCUGUUUCUCCACUCCCAGUGCUGGUGCGGCUCGCGCCUCCUGGUCGCUGUUUCGUUCCCGUCUCCUUCACUCUCGCUCUGGGCCUCUGGCUCUCCCCAACUGUACGCUCCCAUCUUGGCCUCCACGCCGCCUCCGGCCCUCUUCUGCCUCUCUGCCUUUCUCUCUGUGGACAUGUCGUCCUGCCACCCACAGCCUGGCUGCCGUGGGCAGCAGAGCCCUGACUGCUGAGGAAGGAGGCCUCUCUGGGCUGGCUACCAGCUGUCACCUCUCCCUCAGGACCCAGACUUGGGAGGGGGGUGCAGAGGCAGCACUGGGGCCACGGGCCUGCCAGCUUGGGUGUGGCGGGAGGGGGCACGGGGAGGGGGGCUCUCCCCGCUCAGCCCCACCGGCCCCUCUCUUUCCCCAGCCGCAAUGUUCCUUUCCUUCACUUCCUCCGCCUCCUUCUCCCUCUCCUGUUUACACUCCCCAAAUACGCACAGGCUGUUAUCAUGGGUCCUGAGUCAUCCCACACACAGCCUGCCCCAGCAUCCCUGCCCCCAGCUGGCCACAGGGCCCGCCCCGCAGAGCCCCCUGCCGCCCCAGGCUAAUGGGAGCCAGAUGGCCUCCCGGUGACUCAGCCACUGGCCUGUGGGAACCCAGGCGUCCCGCCUUCCCAUGCCCCCACACCCGGCUCCUGCUUCCCUCAGUAGACACGCACAUGGAGAAGGGCUCAGCUGCUUGCGGAGAGGGCCAUGGCCCACGGGUCCGAGAGGUGGGGCCUGGGGAGCCCUCACUCCUGGGAGCCAGCAUGAUGGCGCCCUGCCAUACCCAAGCCCGAGGGACCCUCAAAACCACCUCCUCGGGCUCACGGCCCAGAGUAAGGGGGGAGACCCUGAGGCCUCCUGGGGCCACCGCUCUUGACCCCUGGGCCUCAGCUGUGCCCUGUGGGUCAAGCAGGACUAGGGCCAGACACAGAAAGUGAGAGCUGGCCUAGAGGCCGAGGGACAUUCACACGGGGAGACUGUUAAGUAUGGAAGCUUCCGGUUACUAAGCAGUUCUGUCCUUUGCUGGGCCUGGCGCCACACUGAAUUCUCCAGACAACCCUGUGAACUAGGGACUCGCCUCCAUUCCGUAGGUGAGUCAGGGCAGGCCAGAAGGGGGCUGUUAGUUGUUCGAGGCCGCACAGCCAGUGCAGAUGAAAAACCCGGGCUAGAACCUCCCAGGUCCUGGAGGCCAUCCUCCUAGGCUGCGUGUCAGCUGUCCGGUCAGGGCCAGUCAGAGCGGACAGAUGCACGGACUUCCUCGGGAAGACCGAGGAAGAGCUGCGGAGGGCGAUACCAGCCUCCAGGCUUCGGGGGCCCCCUCCCGUGCAUUCGGCGCCACCCUGCACACCGGCUUGGAACUGUCUCAAUGGCGUGGAAGUCAGCACCUGGACCAGAACCAUCGCGGCGCUCCGCUAGGCACAUACUGUCCACACUGCGGCCCCAGCUCCCAGAGAAGCCCAGGAUCAGCCGGCCCAACGUGCACUUGGAGAGCCUGAGGACGAACGGUGUUUGCCCCCCCCCCCCCGGUACGUGUGCGCACCCGCACUCCCAGAGAGCUUUCUAACCGGGGAGCAGCCCCAGGUGAUGUGCGCGGUUUUCGUCUGUCUGUCAUUUGAUCAUUAAUGUUGUUUGUGAUAUACUUUGCCGGACGUAGAUUUGUUACAUAAUAAAGUGAUGAGAGAAACAG
Ailuropoda melanoleuca (giant panda) is the source of this 5459-nucleotide messenger RNA. RefSeq names its product coiled-coil domain containing 97 (gene CCDC97). The coding region runs from base 2308 to 3339 and encodes 343 amino acids. The record is from RefSeq and is a predicted model, not a curated record. The transcript is spliced from 5 exons. Lineage: Eukaryota; Metazoa; Chordata; Mammalia; Carnivora; Ursidae.